Stegastes partitus (bicolor damselfish) is the source of this 1991-nucleotide messenger RNA. RefSeq names its product F-box and WD repeat domain containing 12 (gene fbxw12). The coding region runs from base 99 to 1508 and encodes 469 amino acids. The transcript has 10 exons. Gene Ontology annotation, molecular function: protein binding. The record is from RefSeq and is a predicted model, not a curated record. Lineage: Eukaryota; Metazoa; Chordata; Actinopteri; Pomacentridae.
CUUUCCGUAGUUUCCCUGAGCUAAGUUGCACUGCCGCUUUCACAUCGUAAAAAAACAACAACAACAGGUCAAAAAAUUGAAAGAUUAUUCAUGUCAGCAUGGAUCCUCAUCAGCCGCAGCUGAUCGGUGACUGCCUCAUUCACAUCUUCACGUUUCUGACCGAGGAGGAUUUGGUCAGCGUUUCUGGCGUGUGUAAGGACUGGCAUGAAGCUGCAGAGACUCCUUGGUUAUGGAGGAGGAUGUGUCUGCAGCGCUGGAGUUUCUGUAACCUCUCUGUACUGGGGAGUGAAAACGUCAAUCACUCAUGGAAGAGAUACUUCCAGCGACGAUGCCACUUGGAGACGAAAAUGACGAAAGGUCAAUCAGGAGGAUACACCUGUAAAAGCCUCAGGGGUCACGCAGGCAGGGUGGUGGGGUUGGUCUACCUGCAGGGGAAUUCAAGCCAGCAGCCGGACCUCUGGAACAGCAGCGCCACGGUCUGCAGUGCUUCUACUGAUGGUACAGUCAGAGCAUGGAACAUCAAAAAUGGUGAGCUCCUGUGGUGCAGUCCUGUGCAGAGUCCUUUGACAGGGAUUGUAAGUGAUGAACAGCAUGGAGUUGUGAUCACAGCAGACUCUACUGGCCUCAUUAAGACGUGGCAAAGUCAGACUGGCCAAGAACUGGCGUCCUUUUCUACUGCAUCGUCACACUGUACAUUACUACAGUACAAUAUAAACAAUGACUGGUUUCUGACUGUUGGAACCAGUCAGGGAUCUGUGUGCACACUAGCUGAUCUUGCUUUGACCAAAAAGUCCAGCAUAAUGGUGUGUGACUCCUUUAAAGUCAACAUACUGCUAGUUUCACCUGACAAGAAGUGGAUCACAGCUGGAACCAAGGACAAUGAUGAUUUAAGUCCAAAGGUGUUUUACACUGAGAGUUUGACCUCUCCAUCUGAGGACGAAGAUCCUCUGUGCAAGUCUGUGCCAGUCGCUGGGUGCCAGGCUGCUGUCUUCAUACCCACCCAGCCUGCCAGACUGGCCAUCAUCGACCAGAGCCACAGAGCGCUCACUGUCUUUGAUGUCAGCAUUAAAAAGUCUAAGUACAAGUCAGCAGAGAUACUAGUCCAGCAGGUGAAGUUCUUCAAUCUGGAAUUGCGGCAUUCAGACAUUCUUCUACAGGCCAAGGACAGCAACUGUAUCGUGUUGGCAGCUGGUGAACAGCUAUGGGUCUACUCUCUUAAAGGAGACCUGCUGGCGAGCUUUAAAGACCAUACUAGGCCUAUUUCAUCCAUAAGUGUGGAUAGUUUUCGUGUGGUAACAGCAUCUCAGGACCUUUCUUUACGAGUGCUGACAUGGAGAAAUGACAGAGACCGUGGUUUGACCCUGGAGAGCCAAUACCACCUACUGGGAGGCUCUCACACAAUGUCCAGAGGGUUCACCCACGUUGCCUGUGACUACUCCAGCAUUGUGGCCUCAGUGGAAGGCAAAGAUGGGAAAGACGUCCUAAAAGCCUAUUCUUUCACCUCCUGAGCAUCACAGAGCCACAAAAGUGCCUGCAUGCGGUUUGCACAGCCCACUGGAAGGAGGAACAUUUUAUUUUUAUUAUGAAUUGUUCACCAUGCAGAGUAGGCUUACAUUAGUAUGCUGUUUGGCUGGACUAUGUUUUCAAAAAUGUAAUACAGAUGAAUGCUAAAUGGGAAAGGCAUUGAUACACUGUGUGAACAAUAUUCUUGUUAAGGAAAAAACGGUUUGUCCAAGUGUAAGGAUAAUGUUACAUAUCUACGCUUUUGGAGCUGAGGUAUGUAAGAGGUGAGUGUGACCAGGCUUAAGGCAAAAUGUAUCGCUAAAUAUGUCAUCUUUUCUUUAAUAUGUUACCUCCAUGCUCUGCUGAGGUAAAAUAAUACUGCGGCAACUUAGUUAUGUAUGUGUGACAAUAAACUGCACAUCAGUGUUUAGAAAAGCCCAUGUUUACAAAUGUGUGUUUUUACAUAUUAAAUCACUUUUAAUACAAGG